Dreissena polymorpha is the source of this 3294-nucleotide messenger RNA. RefSeq lists its product as uncharacterized. The transcript is spliced from 3 exons. Bases 1268 to 1876 code for a protein of 202 amino acids. The record is from RefSeq and is a predicted model, not a curated record. NCBI's taxonomy places the organism in Eukaryota, Metazoa, Mollusca, Bivalvia, Myida, Dreissenidae.
CAGUAUCAAUUUUGUUGAUACUGAAUACAAUGAGUAUUUCGAAAGCUUUAAGAUAAUGAGGUUUAUAAACUUUAUACACUACUGCAGUAUUUAAAAAUUGUGUCUUCAUGCUACACAUUCUGAUGUCAAUAACACUCAUUUUAUAAAUAAAACGAGUCAAAACUAUAGUUAAUACAUAGCUUGUUACUCAAACGAUAGUGCACAAUACCCAUUCAACAUGGAAAAUUCUGUCAAUUCUGUACAGACAAGUUCAGAUUUUGUGAAGGACUAUGUUUGCAGUGCUUGCGAAAGUACAAAUUAUGAAGAAAGUGCUGAUAUUUUUUGUGAAACAUGUACGAAGUUUUAUUGCGGAAAAUGCAUUAAUCAACAUGAUCAAUUAUUCAAAAACCAUUCCAAAUUCGGGAGAGGGGAAACAAAUAAAUGGCCUCUCACAAAGAAAAUGGAGGAUUUGCUUCUGACAUGUGAUAUCCACAACAAGAAACUAAACAUGUUUUGCCAGGACCACGAUCGGCUAUGCUGCUCUGAUUGCGUUCUAUUGAAUCACAGACAGUGUACCAAGGUGGCUCUAAUUUCUGAGUCAGUCAAAAUGUUUUCAUUCGAUAUGCAACAGUUGUCAAUCAGCCUUCAAACUAUUCUUAAUCAACUUAAUAUGUUUAAAAGGACACAAGAGGCAAGCAUUAAAUGCGUUGAUGUAUCGUACGGAGAAAAACUGCAAGAAAUCCGAGACAUGCGUAACAAAUUGAAUGCUACUUUGGAUGAGCUUGAAAAUACAACCUUGAAAAAACUGGAUGAAAUAAGGAGCACUUUGCAAACCUCUCUGAAAGAAGACGUUGAAAACUGCAGGAGACUGAAGGAUAAACUGCAACAACUUAGUGAAGCUGUACAGAACCUGGGUGAAAAGAGCAAUAACGAAAUUCAGUUCACAGCCUGCAGGAAAUGUCUAGAAAAAAUACAAGAGUCUGAGACCUUUCUGAAGGAAAACCCUGUAAAGGGUCUGAAUACAAUGAAAUUCCAGGCAAACAUUGACAUUCAACAGUACCUGUCUAAAAACUCAUGUCUGGGAAGGUUUGUAGUAAUGAAUCCAAACCAGGUAUUGACAGUAAAGAGGAAGUCCGAGUAUAAUGUGAAAAGAUCGAAUGACACUAGUUCGACUUGCUUCAUCGUAUGAAUUUGCAGCCUUCCUACUGGCCAUGUUAUUGUUGUUGAUCAUAACAAUAAAAGAGUAAAGCUUUUUGAUCAGCAGUUCAAUUUAGUUAGUUACUUUGAAAUGUCUGGUCAGUUAAGGGACGUUUGUCAGAUUACAUCCAGUGAGGUGGCUGUGACUGUUGAAAGUUGUGUGCAGUUCAUCUGUGUGAAAAACGGACAGCUUGUUAAUGGGGGAAGGUUUAAUUUACGGCAUCGUGCUGUCGGCAUUGCCCAUCAUUAUGGACAGUUAUACGUCACCUCUAGCACUGCCCUGUACCACUACACUAUGUCUGGGACACUUGUAAAAAUGCUGUAUGAGGAUACAGGAGGUGGAUGUAGAGUGUUUAAGUGUGCAGUUAGUCCUGCUGGGGACAGGAUCUAUGUCACAAACUGCAACCAGCACACGCUCCUCACACUGGCCAUGGAUGGCAACCUGAUAUUCACCUUCACUGACACGCAACUACAAGAACCAUGGGGUGUUCAUGUUACCAAUGAAGGGCAGGUGUUGGUCUGUGGAAGCAGCUCCAACACUGUAAUACAGGUGGAUCGUGAGGGCAGAAAGAAGCUUGCAACGCUGCUUUCACGGAAAGAUGUUAGAAGACCGUUGUCUGUCUGCUCCUAUGAUAAUAUUGACCAGAUCACUGUGGGACUAGACUUAAACAACAAAAUUAUUGUUCUGGAACGCCAAUAGCAUUUUCUGUUGAAUAUGUAUAUAUAUAUAAUGUUGUUAAUGUAAUUGACGAUUAGUUUUUGAGUGACACCAUUAACAAUAUCAGUCUAGACCACGUACUGGAAGAAUCCUAGCUGUAAACAUGUACAAACUGUUUAUUGUUUUGUAAAUAACUAUAAAAUAUUUAAUUUGCAAUUAAGCUUCCUUAACCAGGUUUUUAAAGAAGUAGCUUACAUGCACGUGUAUGAUAGGAUUGCAAAUUGGGCCAGCUGGGGCAAGGUAACUGUUACUAAAGGUAGAAAAAAAGGUUUCCAUUCAACAACUUAAGUUUCCAUGGAGGUUAUGCGUUGUAUUUAUCUUUUUUUGGGUGUAGGUAAUUUAUAUAUACACCUUUCUUGCUAAGUUAAAUGAAACCAAUUUAAUUAAUUUGUAAAAUGGUUUAAUAUCUAGUUUCUUUUCAUGUUAACGUUUGUGGUAAUCAUUAAUAAUUAUUUUGCUUUAAAUUUACAUAUGCUAUAUAUUACCAAUAAUGUUAUUUAACUUCAUAUAUGUAUUUGUGGUGAUAAUAUCAGGGGACUGACAAAUGAAGAAUAGUCGAGCGUGCAUGUGUGUGGGGGGGGGGGGAGGAAGGGGGGCUCUCGUUCGUCCAAUAUUUAUGAAACCUGUGAAAACCAGCCUAUUAAAACUAAGAAUAUAUAUAUUCAAUAAUUUCUUAAAGUUUGAGUCGAACUUGGCAUUAACGACCUCUUGUUCAAUAGUUCUUUAUGAAAUAAAUUUUACGUUAACGCCAUUGGUAGCUUUAUAACAAUCCAAGACAGAACAUUUUUCUAUUGGAUCAUAGUAUAUUCUUUAUUCUUUACCCAUUUAUGCCUAGUGGACUCUCCCAUCCUUCUAAAUUGGAAUAAUUUAUUUCAAAAAUUAGGGAUGUCUAGUAUAUUUAUUUCUAAAUUUAGAAUAUUUCUUACAGAAAUUCCUUUAAGCAAACAGCGCAGACCCUGAUGAGACGCCGCAUCAUGCGGCGCCUCAUCUGGGUCUACGCUGUUUGCCAAGGCCUAUUUUUCUCGACGCUAGGCAUAAAUGGGUUAAUUGAACUUAAUUCUAUGAAUGGGUUGGCGAAUAAAGGCCUCGGACUCGUAGGCUUGUGCUAAUUUCUAUGGGCUAAACAUUAGGUUUUUACACUUAAGUUUUCCACCAUUUUAUAUCUGAAGUGUAUUAAUGUUCAUAUACACGGUUAUGUGUUAGAAAGGUUACUGAUAUAAUUUCAACUGUCCACAGUAAGUUAUAAUUUGGUGCCUAGAUCGAAUAUUUUUGUUUCAUAAAGUACUACAAAAUAAUUUGUAUUCGUCCGCAGGAAAAAUCGCUGUUUUUCAAUGAUGACAAUUUUGUGGAAAUGUAAAUUUGUAUAUUCCAGAUUUUGGCAGAUAAAAAUCAUAAUUUAC